Molecule: messenger RNA, 1587 nt
Organism: Scatophagus argus
Lineage: Eukaryota; Metazoa; Chordata; Actinopteri; Scatophagidae
Product: serine/threonine-protein phosphatase 6 catalytic subunit
Exons: 7
Coding region: 66-983 (305 amino acids)
Biological process (GO): G1/S transition of mitotic cell cycle; peptidyl-serine dephosphorylation
Cellular component (GO): cytoplasm
Molecular function (GO): protein serine/threonine phosphatase activity
Source: RefSeq, a predicted model, not a curated record
AAGAACAGGUUUGGAACUCCGCCGAAGUGUUGCAGGAAGUUGUGCAUGACGGCUAGAUAGGCGUAAUGGCGCCCCUAGAUUUGGAUAAGUAUGCAGAGAUUGCAAAACAGUGUAAAUACCUCCCAGAAAAUGACCUCAAGAGGUUAUGUGACUAUGUGUGUGACCUGCUGCUGGAGGAGUCCAACGUUCAGCCUGUUUCUACACCUGUAACAGUAUGUGGUGACAUACAUGGACAGUUUUAUGAUCUCUGUGAGCUCUUCCGAACUGGUGGCCAGGUUCCAGACACAAAUUACAUAUUUAUGGGCGACUUUGUUGACAGAGGCUAUUACAGUUUGGAGACGUUCACCUACCUGCUGGUGCUGAAAGCAAAAUGGCCCGACCGUAUCACACUUCUACGUGGUAACCACGAGAGCAGACAGAUCACCCAAGUUUACGGCUUUUAUGAUGAGUGUCAGACCAAGUAUGGGAAUGCAAACGCCUGGCGUUAUUGCACCAAAGUGUUUGAUAUGUUAACAGUUGCAGCUCUGAUGGACGAACAGAUCCUGUGUGUCCACGGAGGCCUCUCCCCAGACAUAAAAACUCUAGAUCAAAUUCGAACCAUUGAGCGGAACCAGGAGAUCCCCCACAAAGGAGCAUUCUGUGAUCUGGUGUGGUCAGACCCUGAGGACGUGGACACUUGGGCCAUCAGUCCCAGAGGAGCAGGCUGGCUGUUUGGUGCAAAGGUCACAAAUGAGUUUGUUCACAUCAACAACCUGAAGCUGAUCUGUAGGGCACAUCAACUUGUCCAUGAAGGCUACAAGUUCAUGUUUGACGAGAAGCUGGUCACCGUGUGGUCGGCUCCUAACUACUGCUAUCGCUGUGGCAACAUCGCCUCCAUUAUGGUCUUCAAAGAUGCCAACACAAGAGAGCCAAAGCUUUUCAGAGCAGUGCCUGACUCUGAAAGGGUCAUUCCGCCUCGAACAACAACACCUUAUUUCCUGUAAGCACAUUAAAACCAAACGACUGGGACAGGGGCAUCAGCACUUGUGUACCCAUAUGAAUUUUGUAUAGCACAUUUAGAGUAUUUACAGUACAUUUCAUGGUGCCAAUUGUCAAUUAUUAUUCACACUCUGGCAUUUAAUGUCCUUAUCGCAGUAUAAAUUGCAGGUUUAAUUACACUGAAGCUAGUUGUCUCAACAGCAUUGUUAUGCUGUUGAAUUUUUUUGAGGAAAGAUUAAAAUGUUCAUAUGUAUAAAUCUCCAUUUUACUUUACAAAACAAAUUCACAUUCAAGUUGCAGUGCUAUAUAUGUUUCAUCUUCUCUUGUCAUGGUAAUGUAUUUCAGCUGUAAGAUGAUAAAGCACUGCACAAAAACAAAAACUGCAUCUAUUCUGACAAAUGUCAGUGGAGUUGUAGACUUAUACUAUUAUGUGAGCUUAUAUAAUGUAAGCCUAAGAGGUUAAGCCUAAGAUUAGGAAUUUCACUUUUGUUAAGCCUGUGGUACCUUAAAAUAUUAUCUGUAAUGUCCAGAUUUGGAAUCAGCUCCUGUAAUUAUUAUUUUUUUGUGUGUUAUCAUUCUGUUUUUAAAUAAAGAAAUCCAAAAAUUGUA